ACUCGCAGCGUAUCGAAUGAUACACAAAGCAGCUCAAACUCAAGCCGGGAUUGUUUUUAUGAGCAGAGUCGUGCAACAGCGAAGAGAACAGCGGUAAUCGGUGUGCAGGUGGCUAUGGCAGAGGAUGCCCGCAGAAGCCCGGCUGCUCAAAUCUCAGUCACCAGAAACGGAGAAGCAGACAAGAGUCACGAGGACGUGUUUCAGAGGGAUAUGUCACAUGUCUCCUCUGGACCAGUCACAUCGCACUUCCACAAUUCACCUGAAAACUAUGCAAUGACUGAAGGAGUGGUACAAGUUGGGCCUGAUGCAGGUGCUUUGAGAGAGCAGCAGAUGGGAGGUGCAGUGGUUCUUGCUGAUGAUAUAAAGAGUCCUGCUAUAGAGAAACUGGAGCUGGUGAGGAAGUGGAGCAUCAACACUUACAAAUGCACAAAGCAGAUUUUGUCAGAAAAGUUAGGCCGUGGCUCCCGCACAGUUGAUCUGGAGCUGGAGGCUCAGAUCGAUGUUCUUCGGGACAACAAGCGCAAAUAUGAGCAUGUGAUCAAACUGGCGCAGACUCUGUGCACUCAGCUGGAGCAGAUGCUGAUGACACAGAGGCAGCUCGGGGAUGCGUUUGCUGACCUUAGUCUCAAGACGCCCGCGCUACAUGAGGAAUUUGGCUACAAUGCAGAAACCCAAAAACUCCUGGCAAAGAAUGGAGAAACUCUGUUAGGAGCGAUCAGCUUCUUUAUUGCCAAUGUUAAAACUCUAGUGGAUAAAACUAUAGAGGACACCUUGAUCAACAUUAAGCAAUAUGAAGCCGCAAGGAUUGAGUAUGAUGCGUAUCGCACAGAUUUAGAGGAGCUCAAUCUGGGUCCACGGGACGCAAACACACUCCCCAAGAUCGAACUCUCCCAGCAACAGUUCCAGAUCCACCGUGAAAAAUAUGAGAAAAUGCGCAAUGACGUCUCGGUCAAACUCAAGUUUCUAGAGGAAAACAAGGUGAAGGUUUUACACAACCAGCUGAUUCUCUUCCAUAACGCCAUCGCAGCAUACUUCGCAGGCAACCAACAGCAGCUGGAACAGACCCUUAAACAGUUCCACAUCAAGCUAAAGUUACCAGGGGGAGAAACCCCGUCCUGGCUCGAGGAGCACUGAUUGAGUCAGACGGUUUGAUCCACAGCACACAUUUAAAGGGAUAGCUCACCCCUAAAAAAAAAACACACAUUCUCUCAUGUACUCAUCCUCCACUUGAUUCAAACAUGUUUGACUUUCUGUCUUCUGUUGAAAAUAAAAGUAAGACAUAUUUAGGGAUGUUGGAAAAAAACAGCCAUUCUCUUCCAGGGUAUAUUUUUGAUUCCUACCAAUAUUCUUCUGAAUAACUGAACUUUUUGUGUUCGGCAGAAGAAAUAAAUUCAUAAAGUUUUAAAACCACUUUAGUAUGAGGAAGUAAACAUUUGUCGGUGAACUAUCCCUUUAAAAAAUGCACUCCAUGAGGAAACCAAAUCCAAAAAAAAAAAAAAAAA
This is a messenger RNA of Danio rerio (zebrafish), 1502 nucleotides long. It is a transcript of the gene arfip1, whose product is annotated as ARF interacting protein 1. Gene Ontology annotation, cellular component: Golgi apparatus; Golgi membrane; cytosol. NCBI's taxonomy places the organism in Eukaryota, Metazoa, Chordata, Actinopteri, Cypriniformes, Danionidae. Gene Ontology annotation, molecular function: protein domain specific binding; phosphatidylinositol-4-phosphate binding. The record is from RefSeq and is marked provisional. Gene Ontology annotation, biological process: intracellular protein localization.